Molecule: messenger RNA, 1466 nt
Organism: Anopheles funestus (African malaria mosquito)
Lineage: Eukaryota; Metazoa; Arthropoda; Insecta; Diptera; Culicidae
Exons: 1
Coding region: 3-698 (231 amino acids)
Source: RefSeq, a predicted model, not a curated record
UCAUGCUACUGCUUGCGUUUCGUAGCUUUUUCUUUAUUGCCGUCAUCCUCGGUUACAGUACCGGCAUUUGGCGGCUGAUUAACGAUUACUUCCGGCGUGAAUUCCAGUCGUACCUCGAGGAGGAGUCACAAACGAACAAGUACCUGUUGCGGGACCCGCCCAAAACCGUACCGGACCGGAACCCGACUGGACCGCCGGAAGUACCCGAUAAUCAGCUUUCAGCGCAGAACGUGGAACAGCUGUUUGGGGAUGCGAAACACCGGAACGACCAUCAACAGGUGACAGAUUCGAUUAUGGCACUUUUCGAAAACCCCACCACCAUCGGCACGGACGCAGGUGCGAAUUUUCAUACGAAUAGAAACGGUGAGGAGGAAACCGUAACGCAUCGCCCAGGAGAGGUUACGGUGGUAGCGGCAGCGGAAGUUACCGAUAUCCGGUCCCAGGAUGAAGGGAAAGUGAACUUGGAGAAACAGAAUGGUAGGGAAGGGGUGAUGGAGGAGGAGGAGGAUAAGUGGAUUUCGUACUGGAGUAUGCGGGGCCGGAAGCGUGACAGUGCCGACGUCGGUGCGGAUGAAGAUAAUAACGCGAACGCUUACUGUACGAUUAGCGCACGAACGAAAGGUGAAACAUUUGCCGGUGCCGUGACCGGGAUCGCGCCACGCAUAGCAGAGGACGGCGAUGGUUUCGGUUGCGUCUGAACCGACAACGGACGGAGUGUUACAAAAAUUUGGCUAAAACAAAACGUGUCUAUCGCUACUUGCAUAGGUGAAUAAAUAUAAUAAAAAAUAAUAAACUCCGCAUAUCUACCAGCAAUACACACACAUACACCGGUAUCGUGGGUCUUAAAAUGCGCGGCCGUAACCGUUUCGUGGUAGGUUUCUUAAAGUAGACAAUUUAUGUUUUGCUUCUUUUGGGAUUAUUUUUGUUCGUUUUUGUGGUUUUGUGGAUUUUGAUAAUAAAUUCGUGCAUCAUCCCUAACGGCAUCGGACACUGACAAUUAUGCCAAGCACGAAGAAUUAGUAGAGGAAAAAUAUGGAAAUCGAUAGAAAAGUUAGGUCGUCCAGCAGGGAAACGAAGGGGACGGAAGAGAGCACAGCAUAAGCAUCUGGUGCACUCGAGCGAGCAGACACAGGUAAAAGGAGGAAAAUAAUCGUGAUGCAAACAGCAGCUGGAAAAAAAACAACCAUACAUGCUAUUGAUGGUGGGAGUGUUUGUAUUUUCUUCGAUUGUUUUCUCCCAGAACAUACGGGAAGUUCCUUCUAAAAACAUUGUUCCCAAAAUUAUCUUCGUUUUAAUGAGCGAGCGAGCGCUUAAAAGAGAUGGAUUUUUUUGUAAGAAAUAUGAAUGUUGAACACCUAAACACCUAAAUCAAAAAUUAUACAUCUUUGUAUAAAUAUUAUGGUACGCCUUUUCGACACACCUGUGAGCACCGAGAAAUAGAAGAAAAUAUAAGGCUUUAGAACAAA